This is a messenger RNA of Populus euphratica (Euphrates poplar), 696 nucleotides long. Its product is annotated as non-specific lipid-transfer protein 1. The record is from RefSeq and is a predicted model, not a curated record. The transcript has 2 exons. Gene Ontology annotation, biological process: lipid transport. Lineage: Eukaryota; Viridiplantae; Streptophyta; Magnoliopsida; Malpighiales; Salicaceae. Bases 75 to 437 code for a protein of 120 amino acids. Gene Ontology annotation, molecular function: lipid binding.
GAGCCCUAAAACUCACCCUUCAGCCAAUAACAAGUGAAGCUUAUAAUCUGCUAGCUCCAAUAGAUUCAUCAAUCAUGCCAAGUCCGAGAGCCCUUAAUUUAGUUUGCUUGGUUGUGUGCAUCAUGGUCAUGACUGCAUCCACCACUAAAGCAGCGAUUUCAUGUAAUCAGGUGAUUAACACCUUAACCCCUUGCAUAUCCUAUGUAGUCGGCAAUGGGGCACUGACAGGCAACUGCUGCAAUGCGAUCAGGGGAAUUAACAGUGCGGCCCGUACCACACCGGAUCGCCAGAGCGUGUGUACGUGCUUGAAAAACACGGCUAGUCAAUUCUCAUACAAUAGUCGUAAUGUUGCUCUUGCUGCUGGACUUCCCGGCAAAUGUGGGGUUAAACUUCCUUACAAGAUUGACCCCUCUACUGACUGCAAAAGUGUGAAGUAAAAGCUGAACAUGGAUUGAUGCUGUUCUGUGUUUUGUCUACGGGGAUCUCCUGAGUUGUACGAGAAUAAGUGGCUUCUACUUGAUCACGAGGAAGUUUUCUGUUUAAUUUCUAGUACCCUUUGUAGCUUGGUCUACCAUGUUGUGUGACGAGAAUUAAGCAGAUGUACAGGACUAAGAAAACUAGUUGUGUUGUUUAUGCAUCUACCUACUUUUAUUAUGAGCAAAUUACUUUGGAUUUUCCAUGGUUUAAGCGUUCUAA